Messenger RNA from Arabis nemorensis, 837 nucleotides. The record is from the annotation of a GenBank genome assembly. Lineage: Eukaryota; Viridiplantae; Streptophyta; Magnoliopsida; Brassicales; Brassicaceae.
AUGGCGGCGAUGUCAUUUUCUCCGUCCACUUUCCGAGUCGUAAUCUCGUUGCUCCUCCUUGUGGGUAUUGUCACCGCCUUCAUUUUUCUCCCUGUCGAACAGAAAUUGAAGGACUUCUUGUUAUGGAUUAAGGAAGAUCUUGGACCUUUUGGUCCACUUGCAUUGGCUUUGGCUUAUAUUCCCCUCACAAUUGUGGCGGUUCCUGCUUCUGUACUUACGCUAGGGGGUGGUUAUCUUUUUGGCCUGCCAGUAGGAUUUGUAGCCGACUCUCUUGGAGCUACAUUAGGUGCAACAGCAGCAUUUCUGCUUGGUAGAACGAUUGGUAAAUCUUAUGUCACCUCAAAAAUAAAGCAUUACCCAAAGUUUCAAGCUGUCUCUGUUGCAAUACAAAGAUCUGGCUUCAAGAUAGUGUUGCUGCUUCGCGUUGUCCCCAUACUUCCCUUCAAUAUGUUGAAUUACCUCCUAUCUGUAACCCCCGUUCGCUUAGGGGAAUACAUGCUGGCCACUUGGUUGGGAAUGAUGCCCAUUACGUUUGCGCUAGUUUAUGUUGGGACUACUCUGAAAGAUCUUUCUGAUAUUACACAUGGAUGGCAUGAGGUGUCAGUAUUUCGUUGGGUACUAAUGAUGGUUGGCAUUGCUCUAGCUGUAAUUCUGAUAAUAUGCAUAACGAGAAUGGCGAAAUCAUCAUUGGACAAAGCAUUGGCUGAGAACGCAAGCGAUUUAGAUGGGAAGAAGAAUGAUGACGCACCCAUGCUACCCAUCGCAGAACCACCACCACCACCGGAUCAACAACAGGACUCUCUCAUCAUCAGAAUCGACCCUUCCAAUAAUACUUGA